AUGCAAAGGAAUUAUAGAGUGUUAGAGGCUGUGGCUAACCAGGUUCUAGCCUUGGCUCAUACACCAAAGGUGGGCUCGAGCAAUCAGGCAUCACCGUCGGGGUCUGUGGGUGUAGCCGUGGGUUCAGCUUCAGAGGGGAUAUCCUUCGGAGCGAUGCGUGCUGAUAUUUACCGAUAUGUACCAGCAUGGCUUCAGACUACCAUUUCAUCCUUGGGUAAAUAUGAUGUUGGGCAAGCUGGGAUAUGUGCCAGGGCAAUAUAA
Molecule: messenger RNA, 261 nt
Organism: Prunus armeniaca (apricot)
Lineage: Eukaryota; Viridiplantae; Streptophyta; Magnoliopsida; Rosales; Rosaceae
Source: the annotation of a GenBank genome assembly